This is a messenger RNA of Saccostrea cuccullata (small rock oyster), 2363 nucleotides long. RefSeq lists its product as uncharacterized. NCBI's taxonomy places the organism in Eukaryota, Metazoa, Mollusca, Bivalvia, Ostreida, Ostreidae. The record is from RefSeq and is a predicted model, not a curated record. Gene Ontology annotation, cellular component: membrane; zeta DNA polymerase complex. Gene Ontology annotation, molecular function: growth factor activity. The transcript has 11 exons. The coding region runs from base 16 to 2067 and encodes 683 amino acids.
AAUGAAUUUUCGUGAAUGGAAAUGGAAUGUAUGCGACACAGUUUGAACACCAGAAAACCAUUACAUUUUGGACUUUGGCUGAAAAUGGUUGGAUAUUCCACAAAGUUUGACAAAGCUUUUAACACUAAAUCUGGUAUUGAAAAUCGUCAAAGUUUCCACAAAAAUCUGCCGAAGUGUUCCCAAGACGAUUCUAUAGUUUCUUACGGACAUUACGAUACAUUAGCUAGAAAACAUAGAUGUUUAAAUUGUUGUGACAGAGAAAAAGAAAGGAGGAAUUGGUCAGACCGAUCUUAUAAUACUCAACAAAGUCAUCAUAAAACUAAUAAAUCGUGUAUAGAAAAGUGGAUUACAUUUAUACAAAGUUCUAAAAUGGUUCGUCUAGGAGGAAGGAUUCUUUUAUUUGUUAUUUUAGUGUCAGUGUUUGGAAUUAUAUUCGGAGGUUCUUUUUCUUCAAGAAUCAGUGACUCGGACAAAAUUCAUCUCGGGGAAGGAGCAGCAAAAUUAGUAAUGCACAAAAUUCAGCCAGUGGGAUUAAGAGUUUUUCACGAGCACGUCAAAAAUGUGUCGAAACACGGUAUGCACAGUUACCGUGAUAUGUUAAGAAUAUUUUUCAAAAAUCCAAGUGACCAAGAAAUAGACUUGUUUCUUAAAAGAAAGACUUUAAAAGACAUUCUACCUGAAGAUGACUUCUCAAAACGAGAUUACAACUACGUCAACGACGAACCUUAUUACCCCUUCGAUCCGUUAGACCUUGCUGACCAAGCUGAGCAGCAUUAUACACAUGUAUUAGACCACCCAUAUUCAUCCUGUCAUGAACCAAAACCGGAAGUGAUAUACAUUCCACCGGAAGGACAUAAGAAGUUCAUUCCGGAAUAUACUAUUCUUCAUCGAUGUAGAAAUACCACCGGAUGUUGUUGGGAUAAAUCUCAGACUUGUGCUGUCAAAAACCUGGAAAUAGUCACACGAAGUUUUUUCGUGGUAGACAUGCUCUCUGAUGAUACAAUCGUACCAAAUGAAGUAGAGCAACAGUUUCUCAUUAACCAUACAUCGUGUCAUUGUCAACUGAUUAAUCCACAACCAGGAUGUGAUCAACAAUGUCCACAUCCAUUCCGAAAGGUUAGAGUAGGGGACACAUGCACGUGUGAAUGUCGACAAGACAGACUGCCGUGUCUCGAGAUCAAAUGGGGAAUCGAACCCUUAAGCACGGAAAGUUUCAAUUGUGUUAAAGAAAAACGAUGUAUGCAACCAACAUGCCAAGAUGGACAGUUUGAUAUGAGGAAAGGGUUUUGUCCAGGUACAAAUGAGCCAUAUCCGUAUAGGAAACGGCGGAAUGUCCAAAGGACAAAGAACCAGGCCAGAGGGGGUGAUUUUUUCUUUCAGACGUAUUCCUCGCUUGUAGGCGUUAAGAUAUGGUCGAUACAGUUUGAUCAGGAAUUUAAUGGAAUGGCAGAACCAGAUGUCACACAGAUAGGUCUGGACAUUUUGAGUGAGUUUCUAGAGGUAGCCAUCCACAGUAUUCUGUAUGACAGGGAGCUCUACCCUGCUGGUGUGUUUGAGAGAAGGAAGAAGUACAACGUCCCAGUACAAAUCUGUGUUCAUCCAGAGGUCAAUCGUUACAUUACUCAGGUAGUUAAUGGUUUAUCAGAAUUCAACACCAAUGGUCAAUUAGAAAAAGUUGCAAUAGUGAUUUGUAAUAGUGAUUCACAGCCAGUAGAAAAAUUCAUCCUGGAGAUCAAUAAGCCAUCAGUAUCUCAACAACAGACAGACAGAUAUCUGUACCAGCUGGAACAGUCCUUGAGGUCAUUCUUACUGAAGAUCAACAUGGCCGACUCUCUACUGAAAUCCCUUCCUACCGACUGCACCUGGACGAUCCACGCAACCACACAAGAGUCCGCAGCAGCCAGAAUGUUCGAUAAAAAUGUGGAAGAAGAUUUCCCUUGGUUAGAAGCCUCAGAAGAGGAAACUAGGAUGGAAAGUCCUUCUAUUUUGCCCCUUAAAUCAACCACGUCCCCAUACUUAAACAUGCAGAUGUAUGUAGAGGAGGCAAAAGAGAGCAAAGGCAGCUGAUGUUCAUUAUAUAACAUUGAAAAAGUGCUCAGUUUUGUGUUCAGUUAGAAGAUGUGUUUGAAGUGCCUAACUUGUUUUUAAUAUUUGUUAUCAUGUUAGAAUAAUUCUCUGUAUGAAAGUACAUGCAUGAUUUCAUCAUAAUUGAACUAAGUCAAGAUAUCAAUUUUAAGCAUUAUGGCUAUCAAACAUAGUACAUUUCUUUUUUCAUCUUUUGUAUGAAGCUCAUUCCUGGUGUACAAUGUAUCUUAAUUUAUUUUAGAAAAAAAUGUUUUUAGAUAAUAAAACAAUUGUAAAAG